Molecule: messenger RNA, 2561 nt
Organism: Dictyostelium purpureum
Lineage: Eukaryota; Evosea; Eumycetozoa; Dictyosteliales; Dictyosteliaceae
Exons: 7
Coding region: 42-2561 (839 amino acids)
Biological process (GO): regulation of cytokinesis; protein phosphorylation; mitotic cell cycle
Cellular component (GO): cytoplasm; spindle pole; nucleus
Molecular function (GO): protein binding; ATP binding; protein kinase activity
Source: RefSeq, a predicted model, not a curated record
AUUUUAUUUAUUUAAAUAGAUAUUUUUAGUAUAUAUGUUAAAUGGUUUCAAUCAAUCAAAACUUUAAACUAUAUAGUAAUAACCAACCAUCAAUGUUGAAUAACCAACAGCCACUACAACAACAACAAAUUAAUUAUCAACAACAACAGCAACAACAAUAUUAUUAUAAUCAACAACCACCACAUACUUAUAACAGCGAAAAUCAGGAAAAUUGCCCACCUAAUAUUCCAUCAACAUCGAUUCAUAUUACAAAAUCAAUGGUAAUUAGACCAAACUCUGAACAACCACAACUACAACAACAGUCACCACAAAUUACAGCAACAACAAGUUUAACAACAACUACAAUCAUGCAACAACCAAUUCAGCAACAACAACAACAAGCUCAACCACAACAAACUCAACCACAGCCACAACAAAAAUCUAAUGAACCACAAGAGCCAAUUGUUGUUUAUGAAAGUGUUAAAGUUGGUGAUACCAAAAGAUUAAAAGAAUACAGACAAGGAGAGUUUUUAGGAAAGGGCGGUUUUGCAAAAUGUUAUUUAAUGACAGAUGUUGAAACCAAUAGAGUUUAUGCCGCUAAAAUUAUAUCAAAAUCAAACCUCCAAAAAACAAGAGCUAGAACAAAGUUGAAGAGCGAAAUUAAAAUUCACAGUUCUUUAUCACACGAGAAUAUUGUAAAGUUUGAACACUGUUUCGAAAAUGAAGAAAAUGUUUAUAUUUUAUUAGAGUUAUGCAAUCAAAAGACUGUAAUGGAUAUUCAUAAAAAGAGAAAAUAUUUAAUGGAGCACGAAACUAAAUACUUUUUAUAUCAAGUUAUAAUGGCAGUAAAAUAUCUUCAUUCACAAAAAAUUAUUCACAGAGAUUUAAAGCUUGGUAAUUUAUUUAUUGACAAUAUGAGAAUUAAAUUAGGGGAUUUUGGUUUAUCAACAAAAGUAGAACAUGGCGAAAGAAAAAAAACAAUCUGUGGUACACCAAAUUAUAUUGCACCAGAAAUUUUAGAUAAUUCAAAUGGCCAUUCAUAUGAAGUCGAUGUUUGGUCAAUUGGUAUUAUUUUAUAUACAUUAUUAAUUGGUAAACCUCCAUUUGAAACUUCUGAUGUUAAACAUACAUAUCAAAGAAUCAAACAAAACCAAUAUUCAUUCCCAGAUGAACCAAUAAUUUCAAGAUCUGCAAAAAAUUUAAUUAUUUCAAUUUUAAAUCCUGUACCAGAAAAAAGACCAAAUUUAACCCAAAUUUUAGAGAAUGACUUUUUUACAUACUCUACUAUUCCAAAGAGUUUACCACCAUCAGCAUUAACUACUCCACCAACAAACAUUAAUUAUCAACGUCCACUAGCCGAAAAAACCAAUAUUAUGAACCAAAUGUUGCCUCCAGCUUCACCAAGUAAAUACGCUCAAUCACCAAAGAAACAACAAAUUACCACUACUACUACAACCACCACAACAACAACUAUUGCUCCACAACAGCAACAACAAUCACAACAACCACAACAAAAAUAUAACAAUAACCAAUUAAUUUCAAAUCUUUCACCAAACUCUCAACAAAAAUUAUCUGAAGUUGAAAAUGACGAUUUCCAUUAUAGAAAAUUAAGAAGAUUAGAAAAAAUGAAAGAAAACGAUUAUAAAACUCAAUUACUUAAACAACAAUACACAACCAUUAAUGAAAAUAUACCUCCACAACAACAACAACAAUAUCAACAACAGCAACAAUACCAACAACAAUAUAUCCAACAGCAACAACAACAAUACCAACAACAACAGUAUCAACAACAAACAAUUGGCAACGAAUCUAGCAAUACUGUUAAUACUCAAAUUAAAGAAUUAGAAACUAAAAUUGCAAACAAUCAUAUUUCAGAAGCACCACAACAAAAACUUGAUCCAAAUCAUUGUUUUACAGGUCUUCCAAGUAAUUUAGUAUACAUUUCACAAUUUGCAGAUUUUACCAAUAGAUACGGUUUAGCUUAUUUAUUAUCAAACAACUAUGUUGGUGCUUAUUUUAAUGACUCUACUAAAAUUAUAAAUUUAAUUGAUAGCGAAAUUGCUCAUUAUAUGGAACAUGCCAAGGGCUCAGAAGGUGAUGGCAGAAGAAUUUUAAAUAUUAAUUUGCAACACCCACACGAUACACAAAAGAAGGUGACUUUAAUUAAAUGUUUUACCAAUCAUUUUAUUCAAUCUGAAUUAACCUCAAAUUUAAUACCAAAUAAAAACGAAACUGAUAGCAGUAACAAUACAAACAGCAAUAACGUAGAUACAGAUGAAAGUCCAAUUUAUUUAAAGAAAUGGGUCAAAUUUGAAGGUGGUAUCGCUUUUAGAUUAAGUGAUAAAACCAUCCAAGUUAUUUACUCUGAUAAAUCUAGAAUUAUUGUUUCAAAUAAACCAAAAGAACAAACCAUAUCCUAUAUCCCACACAGAGGUCAAAUUUUAACAGUUAAACAAGCUUACUUGAAACAUUAUUUAGAUAGAAAAACUUAUGAAAAAAUUAAAUUUAUUCAAACAAAUUUAGUCUAUACACUUUACAAUAAAAAACCAGAAAAUAUGUACUCUUCACCUUUAAAACAAUAA